Messenger RNA from Epinephelus lanceolatus (giant grouper), 554 nucleotides. RefSeq names its product gamma-crystallin M3-like. The record is from RefSeq and is a predicted model, not a curated record. NCBI's taxonomy places the organism in Eukaryota, Metazoa, Chordata, Actinopteri, Perciformes, Serranidae. Gene Ontology annotation, molecular function: structural constituent of eye lens. Gene Ontology annotation, biological process: visual perception; lens development in camera-type eye.
UCACAAAUAUCAUGACCAUGGGGAGGAUCAUUUUCUACGAGGACCGUAACUUCCAGGGUCGCUCCUAUGAGACCAGCAGCGACUGCCCCGAGCUCACCUCCUACCUGAGCAGGUGUAACUCCUGCAGGGUGGAGAGCGGCCUCUUCAUGGUCUACGAGAAGCCCAACUUCAUGGGCCAUCAGAUGCUGGUGAGGAGGGGCGAGUAUCCAGACAACCAGCACCUGAUGGGAAUGAGUAUAAGUGACUGCAUCAGGUCCAGUCGCAUGAUCCCCAUGCACAGGGGACCCUUCAGAAUGAGGAUCUAUGAGAAGGAGAACUUUGGAGGCCAGAUGCAUGAGCUGAUGGACGACUGCGACAACAUGAUGGAUCGCUUCCACAUGUCUGACUGCCAGUCCUGCAACGUGAUGGAUGGCCACUGGCUGAUGUUCGAGCAGCCCAGCUAUAGGGGCAAGAUGCUGUACCUGAGGCCAGGAGAGUACAGGAACCUUAGAGACAUGGGGAUGGGCGACAUGUUGAGGUUCAGCUCCAUCAGGCGCAUCAUGGACGCCUGUUAA